GAUCACCACCGUGAGUAGCGCAGCAUGGGGACACGUUGGGAGCUUUUACAAUGUGUGAAUAGCUGUGUUGUGAUAGAAGAAACCCGAUGGUUCUGUGAAAUCUGAAACAACAUGAAGGCUUCUGCCUGUCAAGUUCAGCACAGUGGAUGCGCGCUGGAUCCAGCAGACAGGAUGAACUGAGACAUUACGCGCAAGAGGCUGCCACGGGCGAGUGUCAGUUUUGACCUUUGUGGAAAUAAUAACAAUCAUUCUGGAACAAACAAGUCGGUGAGCAUGUAUCAAUGAAGAAUGUGACUGCGUCUGACUGUCUCCAAACGGGGUUGAUGAAGCCCUCGGCGGUGUCAUGCGUCUUGCCCCGCAGCCAAGCGCGCAACCCUUGCGGCUGAUAGCUCUACUUAUCCUCACCACGGGGGUGACCACAUCCCCGGUGCUCUCCUCGGGCUGCCCGGACAGGUGUGUGUGUGAUGACCAGCUGGUGGUUCAAUGCGCUGGGCAGCACUUGACCACCUUCCCGGUCAACUUGCCGCUGGCCACGCGGCAGCUUAUCAUCUCCAACAACCGCAUCGUGGAGCUGCCGCCGCUCGCGCUCAACUACCUUUCCGAUCUGGUGUACCUGGACUGCAGCAACAAUUCCCUGACGGAGAUAUCCGAGUCCACGUUUGGGAAUCUACGGAAGCUGGCCUACCUGGACCUCUCCUUCAACACCUUGGCCAGGAUCGAGGACCGGACGUUCGGCCCCUUGGCGAGCUUGGUGAUGCUGAGGAUGACGGACAACCCGAGGCUCUCGGAGAUUCACCCGGACGCCUUUGCCGAAAACGCGGCCCUCCAGGUGCUGGAUGUGAGCCGGAACAACUUGACGGUCCUCAACAUCACCUCCCUGAUCGCGCUGCCCGCCCUGCGCUCCGUCGGGCUCAGCGGGAACCCCUGGAGCUGCGAGUGCGACAACGAGGACCUCUGCCUGUGGGUGCACCUGGAGGGCUUCAAAUUUCAAGAUGAAGGUCAGACGGUGUGUGGCUCACCAGCUGACAUGCAGGGCCGUCGUCUUGGUGAAGUGGGGAUCCAGCUACGGACGUUAUGCCACCAGACUCUGGGCUCCUGGGACUACCUUUUCUUUGUCAUCAUUGGCUUUGUCAUCUUUGCCGCCGGCACCGUGUCGGCCUGGGUGAUGGGCGUCAUCAUGGUUCUCUAUGAGCGCUACAUCAAGAAGAAAGAUGAGCAGCUGGAUCCUGACGAUGAGGGGGAGACCAGUGAGGCCGGACGUAGCUCACGGGCCAGGAGUAACCAUGGCAACGGGAAUUUAAAAAACGCACAUACUGUUUAAAA
Thunnus maccoyii (southern bluefin tuna) is the source of this 1323-nucleotide messenger RNA. Its product is annotated as leucine-rich repeat-containing protein 52-like. Lineage: Eukaryota; Metazoa; Chordata; Actinopteri; Scombriformes; Scombridae. Gene Ontology annotation, cellular component: voltage-gated potassium channel complex. The record is from RefSeq and is a predicted model, not a curated record. The coding region runs from base 344 to 1321 and encodes 325 amino acids. The transcript has 2 exons. Gene Ontology annotation, molecular function: transmembrane transporter binding; potassium channel activator activity; voltage-gated potassium channel activity.